UAUAUGUUCUUCCUUCCUUGGUUACGGAUGUGCUUGCUUUCUCUUGUUGUCUAUGUCAAUUACCUAAUUUUCUGUUUUAUCCUUGUCUCUUCCAGGAAAUAUGGGUUAACUUUAGUGAUAGUCGGAAGGCAAAACGUGCUGUUUUGCUGGAAGAGUUUCAAACUUUUGAGGACAAGUCCAGCGCCAUUAAUGAAAGUACUGGUGUCAGCAAAAGGCUUAUUAAGAUGAUCAUGAACUGUCGCUUCCCUGAUCAGAAAAUGGCUGUUGGAAAGCCUGAAUAUAAAAAAAUUAUUGAAGAGAGACUGAAAAUAGACUGCCUGUAUAAUACAGCUGUAAUGGAGGUAAUGUGGGGCGUACAGCAUUGCAUGCGAAGUUUGGUGCCUGAGGAGAAAUCACAGCUGGCUGAAGCUGACCGUCUCCCGCUGAGUCUAGGACUGCAAUAUGUACUGAGUCAUUAUGGCUGUGAUGUCGAAUCAGAUAUGGUCAGUGAGCAAAUCGUUGCCACGGCUUCUGCCUUGUUUCAGUGUGAUUCUGUUGAGAAGAAGUAUUCUAGAGCCUUGCGCAAUGCAGGUGAUCUCAUUAAGGAUGUAUGUGGCAUCAACUGUGAGGGUUGGACGUUACUGAAAAUUGCAAAAGCUCUGAAGAUGAUAUGGUGGCCUGAAUUUGGCGAUUCCUGUGAGGGAUUGAGAGCACAUCAGAACAGAAGCGAGACACGAAAAAGAAUGAAUCACGAAGAUGGUGCAGAUGAUUGGGGUUCUCAAAGGCCAGAAACGCCGCCACCUUUCGAUGCAUCAGAGUACAGUCAGCUCAUCUCUGCAGGGCCGUUGCUGCCGCUGCUAGAACAGUAUGCAGGCGUAGGUUCUUAUGACCAGAACACUCUUAGGGGGGCCCCGUGGCAAGUGCAGUCACAAGGCGCUAACGCUGACAAAUGUACGGGCAGCCAACUCCAACUAGCUAGUAUGGCUAAUCAAGAGCCUUCGUGCAGCACGUGGAAUCGGGCAGCACCCAUGUACCUGCCAUCGACGUCGUACACAGGUUAUUACGCUGGCGGUGAUCCGGCAAACGUCUCCUGGCAAGCUUCGCAAAUUCCUGGUGGAUCACGUCAUUAUGGUGUAACAAACCACACAUGAUGGUCAAAUACAACACAACAAGGUAGAGGGAAAAUAU
This is a messenger RNA of Triticum urartu, 1167 nucleotides long. Lineage: Eukaryota; Viridiplantae; Streptophyta; Magnoliopsida; Poales; Poaceae. The record is from RefSeq and is a predicted model, not a curated record.